AUGUGGUUUGCUCGGAGGAGGUCGAGUCUCGCCGCAGAGCCCAUCCAGACCCAGCCCGAGCCUCGUCGAAGAAACCGCCUGUCCAAGCCCCUCACAAGCAAUGCAACCAAAAUUUCCACCGCUACCUCGGCCCCGAGUCUUCACGUCCAGGUGCCCGUCUCGCGGAGCAAAAAUGCAAGCGGUACAGAUUUGUCGAGUCCAUUAUCCCCCAUUUCAGGAGAUGCCGCCUCGCGCCAGCAGUUUCGGGAUGAUAUAACUCCUUCAGAGGCAAAUUCGCCUCUCCGCGCGCGCAAGAACGAUUCGAACUUCAGGGUCGCCUACAUGGUCAGUCAACUUGAGGGAAAGGCUGUUGGAACCGAGACAAGUCCAACGCACAGGCGGCAACAACAAGCAACCCCUCCUCUAUCACCUAUCAAGCAGCCGAAGAGGAAGUCCCUUCUGCUGCGCCGCCUGUCUCUGCAAAGGUCUUCCAGUAUAACUCGUACCCCCAGUAACGAACGUUUUAAUUCUUUGAAAUCGGAUACAACGGUCACCACUAUCCCAGAUGCGUCUAUGGACAGAAUCAUCGAUCCGCAGCCAAUUCCUCCUACCCGCCGAUCCUCCUUCACUCCUGGCACCGCGACAAGAAAGCCAUCUGAAAUUGCCAAGAAGCAGGAAAUACAAGAACGUAAGGCGAUUCAAGAGAUGGAGGAGCAAGAGACAACUGCUGUGGACGUGGACUACUGGGACUGGCAGCCUCCGCCUCCCAGGACAGUCGGGAGAGCCGGUACACCUUCAGACAUAAGUUAUUCACAUCUCGGCGGGUUAAGACACGGCUCUCUGCAGAUCGUCAAUGGACGAGCAUCACCUACCUUCAGCGAAGUCUCAAAGGCGUCGAAACAGCUUUGGUCUGCUGCUGCUGCUGCACCACGCAGAGAUGUGUCGAGUGAUUAUGGUGAUGCCGAGGAGGACUUUGAGCUAUUGAUCUCGGUAGCCGGAAAUCCAUCCAACUUGAGGUCAAGCCCCUCGGAUGGAAACGCCGAACUUCGAUACUUCAGUUGGGAGCCGAACGAUGAUAAAGCUGGCCCACGGGCCCAUCCCUUGCAAAGCGUCAUGACCGCACACCAAGAUGCUGAGGACCAGACGUCGCUGAUGGCCAAAGAAUAUAUUGCGGAGCUAGGGGCCAGUCCAUUUGACCAGCAAAUGUCGAGCUCUCCUGUCGGCACUGUAAGAAGGUCUAGAUCUGAUGGGUCGCUCUGGAAGGUGAGCUCUUGCUCGUCACUCCAAAAUUCGCCCAGGCCGGGCAGUGGUCGGGUGGACCUCUCUCCGGUCAGUCCUCUGGAGAGCUCACCUUCUCCAACUGGGUCUGUGCUUCGUAAUGCGAGUGUUAGGACUGAAGAGAGCGGAAGUCGAGAAAUCCCGCAGAGCGAUGAGACGAACGGCGAACAUCGGCCUUGUGAUAGUCCUAUGAGCUGGUAUUCCCCCAUUGAACCAAGCUACUCGGUUGACGAAGGCUUCCAGUCAGCUGUCGAGUUUCAAGCUCAGCUCUCAACCCCCAGCGUUGGACUCCAGCCUCUUCGUGCGCCAGAAAAAUCAGAUAGUGGUUACAGCUCAAGUAACUCGCUCCGAUCACUUCAAAUGGCCAGACCGACCACGUCACCUGCGAAGUUUGAGGCUCUGCCGGAGGUGCCAGAUGCAAAAGUGAGUACUGAUGCACCAGAGUCGGGCCGUGCGCCAUCUCUCCUUGGGCUGAGACCGUCAAUUCUAAAGUCACGGAAGACCGAUUCUUACGUACCAACGUUCACCAAUCUUCGGCCCAGCACCGUGUCAUCACCUCCGAAGCAAAUCGUUCUAGUAACGGCACCCGCCGAAGCCGAUCCUACCUCCACCAAGCUUACAAACUCCCGAAAGAAACUGCUGAAAAAGAGGCGCCCAUUGAGCCAGCCUCCUGGCCAAAUUGCAGUUGUUCGAGUUCAAUCAUUUGAGCUGGACAGUAUUCCGCAGGUGUCCCCCGAGGCACGAGAAAACCUCCGGGUACGGUCACACGCCCUACCAGAACUGGAACAAACGUACUCCUCGCUUGACAUGCUGGCCAACAGAGCUAGUCGCUCGACCCUUUUUCUCCCCAUCAAUGAAGUCAGGUUCCCAUCCCCGGCUCCGCAACAAGCACUUCAAGUUAAGCGGCCCCGGUCUCGCAGCCGCCCGAGAUCGUGGUUUGGUCGGCCUAAAGAAGAGAAGGUGAGCUCAAAGGGCAAAUCUGGAAUUGGCCAAGCCGAAGCGUUCGCCAUCACCAACGAUCCGGGUACUGUCGGCACUUCUCUGGGGCAAAGCGCUUAUGAUGGUUUUACCGACGCAAGCAACGUGUCCGAAGGAAUCAAUAAUCCGUUGAUGAUUUCUGGUUUCUCGCAGCAGCGGUCGAUGAUGGUCGACGAGGCUGCUGCAGAGCUGUCCCCCUUUCGACGCCGAUCCAUACAGGAGCGAGAAAGCAUCAUGUCGGACCGGAGAUCCUCUUUUAAUGACAGAGGAGGCAUACCUGGCAAGAAUCUAAGACCAGCCAGUCUUGCCAGUGAUGCACCACCAAUCACGCCUGAGAUGAUAGAAAAGGCAUACCGGACCUCAUCUAUGCAACGGCAGCCUUCGAUCCGCAAUGAGGUGGGACCUCGGCCUCCUCCACACUCACCACGCCCUUCAUACAUUGAUUAUGAAGGGAACAGUUCCUAUCCGAUCGCCCCUCCUCCGCCAUCUCAUUCCCCGAGGCCGAUCGAUAUAACGCCAGACCCUUGGACUGCGCAGGCAGGGGUAUGGAAGGCGCGACGACAGUCUGCGGGAGAAGUCCUGAAGCUUCAACCCUGGGACUCGCGGAAGUAUGAGCAAUACUACGAGGAUGGUGCGGAUAAGUCACUCUAUCCAAUUAUACCUCCACGACAUAUGCCCCAGCAGGUGGAAUGGAAGCAAUGUUUUUCACCCAAAGAAUAUUCUCCUUCUAUCCACGAUUAUCAUGGCGGAUACAACAGGUCCUCUCUGCCUCAACAGCCGAGGUUUCCAUCGUACAGAGCCUCGUAUCAUGGCCCUUGUGAGUCUGAAUCUGCGUAUGUGAGACAGUCCCGACGCGGUUCCAGGACGCCUGACCACCGGCAACCUCACGGCCGUGCAGUGCAGUCGCGAGGGCCAUCUCCGCAUGACCCCUUCCGAUCUACCCGGGCUUCGGGCGGCACUAGCUCUUCUCGUCCUCCAUCGAAUGCGAAUAGUGUGCGCAGCUUUGGUUCGUCGUUGGUCGAGGAGUUGCACCCAGCCAAGUCGGAGAGGCAAUAUCCGCCACCGGCAUUCGGGCGGUAUUCGGGAGGGCUGAAGUAUGGCUAUGAAGGUGGAAACGGGUUCGGAGGCUCGGUCGGGACUAGGUCGAUGAGUGGAAAAGCUGAAGCAUCACGGAAGGGCGUCUCGCUGAGAGCCAGCUUUGGAGUUGACCAAGGGAAUAUGCCUUUGGGGACCAUGUCAAGAUGGUGA
Messenger RNA from Cladophialophora psammophila CBS 110553, 3483 nucleotides. RefSeq lists its product as uncharacterized. The record is from RefSeq and is a predicted model, not a curated record. Bases 1 to 3483 code for a protein of 1160 amino acids. The transcript has a single exon. NCBI's taxonomy places the organism in Eukaryota, Fungi, Ascomycota, Eurotiomycetes, Chaetothyriales, Herpotrichiellaceae.